CCCACACUCGCAUCGCACGUGCCCUCGCACUCACCUAACAAUCGAUCUCUGACGAACACUCCCCACCUCGUUGGGAGGAGGAAGCCUUCGAGAGUUUGCAAUUCGGAUCCCAUUCCAUUCUAGAUUCAGCAUCCGGUCGGAAUGGCGAAGGUUUAUACCCUGGAAGAGGUUUCCAAGCACAACACCAAGGAUGACUGCUGGCUCGUCAUGUUUGACAAGGUCUACGACGUGACCAAAUUCUUGGACGAUCAUCCAGGUGGGGACGAAGUUUUGGUGACUGCAACAGGGAAGGAUGCAACUGAUGAGUUUGAGGACGUCGGCCACAGCACCACAGCAAGAACUAUGCUGGAUGAAUACUACAUAGGCGACAUCGAUUCAUCAACCAUAUCCAAAAGGCCCACACCUCCUCCCACCGCAACGGUUCAAACAGUCCAUGCAUCAUCAGGAAUCGCUGACUUCCUCAAGUUCUUGGUUCCCCUCCUCAUCUUGGCUGCCGCAAUCGGGGUACGCUACUACACUAAACAGUCAUCUUCAGAAAUUUAAUCACAACAUUUAUUUUACUUCACUUAUGUGACAUUCUCUGCUGUUGAGAAGAUAUUAAACUUAUGCAUUGCCGGCAGGGUGUUUUCGAGUUUAAAUUUUGUGGCAUUUGAUUAUGUGAUGAUGAUUUGGUGUUUUAAUAUUCAUCUUAGCAUAUUUGAAUGAUUCAUGGAUU
Messenger RNA from Andrographis paniculata, 715 nucleotides. RefSeq names its product cytochrome b5-like. Bases 142 to 543 code for a protein of 133 amino acids. The transcript has 3 exons. The record is from RefSeq and is a predicted model, not a curated record. Gene Ontology annotation, molecular function: heme binding. Lineage: Eukaryota; Viridiplantae; Streptophyta; Magnoliopsida; Lamiales; Acanthaceae. Gene Ontology annotation, cellular component: intracellular membrane-bounded organelle; membrane.